CCUGCUGCCGCAUUAAAGUCGGAUAGCGAACCAUGGGGAGCAAAGGAAAACGUUUAAUACUGAGAUGUUAGCGCAAUGACUUUUUAGUAACAUUCAACUGGGACGAGGCUCCCGGCAAGAGGAGGGCAGGGUGAUUUACAGGAAGAAACGACACCGACUGCCGGGGCUGGGUGAACGGGACAGCGAGAAAACUUGAAGGGUUGAGACGAGUCCAACAAUCAGCGGUGGAAAAUCCAGUUAGCUCCUAUUGAUUUGAAAGAUGAGCUUGCUGUCUGCCAUAGAUACGAGCGCCUCUGUGUACCAGCCUGCGCAGCUUCUCAACUGGGUCUAUCUGUCCCUCCAAGACCCCCACCAGACCAGCGCCUUUGACGCGUUCCGACCCGAAGCCAACUCUUCCCACCCGGACCUGGGCUUCAGCAAGACUCCCGCAGCGGCAGACCUGAGCUCUUCCCUGAACUCCAACUAUCUCAACAACUUUUUCCAGCUGCAGCGCAAUGAGGCCUUAAACAACAACGUGUAUAAGAAUGUAUCCCCCUAUGGCUCCCUGAACAACAUCGUGGAUGGACUCAACUCCCUUACGGACCAUUUCUCAGACCUUUCCCUUUCUUCAGAGCCUAGGAAACCCAACAAAAGACCCCCUCCCAACUACUUGUGCCAUCUCUGCUUCAACAAGGGUCAUUACAUCAAAGACUGCCCUCAGGCCAGACCCAAAGGGGAAGGACUGACACCCUACCAGGGGAAAAAAAGAUGCUUCGGCGAGUACAAGUGCCCCAAAUGUAAGAGGAAGUGGAUGAGUGGCAACUCCUGGGCCAACAUGGGACAAGAAUGCAUCAAAUGCCACAUCAAUGUCUAUCCACACAAACAGAGACCUUUAGAGAAGCCAGACGGCCUGGAUGUGUCUGACCAGAGUAAGGAGCACCCACAACACCUGUGUGAGAAAUGUAAAGUCCUGGGCUACUACUGCCGCCGCGUGCAAUAAUCAUCUCCACCCAGAGGGAAAGAACUUUGUUGUCAUAAGUCAUGUUGUCUGCCUGCUGAGAUGCAGGUCUUCCCUUCUUGUCCACUCUGUGCUUCAACAUGGUAGCUCUAAUUCUCUCGUUUCAUUUCAGAUACCUUCCUUCAAUAAGACCAGAAUCAUUCAUCUUACACGAAUUUUUUAAAACCAUAUAUUAGAAACUGCAUUACUCAAAGUGUAUAUUUAACUGCGGCAAAUUAAUGUAUUGUUGAAUUAGCACCAAGCAUGUAUCGUAUUGGUGUCACUAACGAUAUGUUUAGUGUAAAUUCCUCAUCUCUGGGUUUGUUUGCUUUGUGUUUACAGAGAUCUGCUUUCCUUUUUCCUGCCAAAUGAAGUAUGCGAUGUGACAAAUAUUUUAGUCAGGAGGCUUCUAGCAAUGUUAAAAUGUAAAAGAAGGCCUUCAACGUCCGUUUUAUGGGUCAGCAGCACAUCUUACUAACUGUGAAUUAACUGAGGGAUAAAGUGCCAUACAUCCCGAGCUUACAUUUCACAUAUUUAUUUCCUUUUCGUCUAGUGUGCAAUUUGAAUUUUAACUGGGACAUAUAGCAUAUUUUUUUCUGUUUGUGUAUCACAUUGUGUUACUGCAUCCGUGUUUAUUUAGGAACUACUGUAGGUUCAGUCGUAUAGAGUUGCUCCUAAGAUGCAUUUGUUUGCAAAAUGUUGACAGAAGCGGUUUCCCUAAACUGCUCUGGAGUAUUUUCUUAGCUUCCAAGAUAUGUGUUCAGCAGAAGCAUGUUGGACAGAUUACUGUAACUUCAAAUCAAAAGAAGGGUCAAUCUAUAGGACAAGUUUCAGUCUGAACAAGGUCUUCCCAAAGUCAAACAAAGUUUUUUUAUAGCAAUGAGGUUCUUGUAAUAAUUUGAAUAACAUUAAUAUAAAAGUAUAUAUAUAUAUAUAUUAAUAUACACACACAAACACUGCUGCAUCCGGAAGGUAUUCACAGCUAUAAUUAAUCUCUUUCCACACAAUUUUGUGUGUAGAAUUCUGCAGAAUAGGGAAGUCGUACAGGAAGGUUAAGUGGUAUGGUUCAGGAUUUUUGAAAAGCGGUACUGUUAAAAGGUUAUGAGCAAUAAAUAUCUUGCCCGAUCUCAUCUAAGCUCAUCUAGCUAACCGCUAGUCUGAAAGUGGACAGGCAGUGUGUGCAAAAAACAGUUUUAUAAACCUUUAAGCUGUUGCCAUGUUUGUUUUGGUGGUUAUUUAUACAAAAAUUUAUAAUUAUUCACACAAGAAAUGGAGGUAGGAGGUGGUGCACCACCAAUGAUCUUCUCGUGUGAAAUACAUUACUGAAAAUAGCAUAUAAGGGUUUUCUGGCCAGAGUACCUAAGUGUUAAAAAAUGUAAAGCACUGUAAAAAUAAAGAUAUUAAAGUGGUUUAAAUUAAUGCAAUUUUAUAGAUUUUAUACUGCCUUACUUUUCUAUCAGGUGAUUGCUUUUGGAAACAAUAUGUUCUAUUCUCUGCAUAUCCGACAGCUCUGACCUGCAUUUCCUUUUUUAAAUAAUAUCGUGUGUAAAAACAACCCAAUGCAAACAUUUCAAUGAUUUAAAGAUUCAUAAAGUUGUGUUUGCACAAACUUCAAGUUUUGGAUUUUGGAGCAGGGAUGAGCUGGUCCCUAAUAUCCCUUAUCUCAAGGUUUUAAACUGUUACAAUAUCAAAACCACAACACUCAUGUCAUUCUUAAAAAGUUCUUUUGUUGAGAUAUAGAAGAGAGUUCUGGAUUCACCAGUGUUUUCUUAGGCAGUGUGAAGCAAAGAGUAUCGUAACACUCCCCCUCCCUCACAUAUUUCUGUAGACUGUGUGGGUAUCUGAAGGAAGGUUAAGACACUUUUUCCUUGCUUACAAGAAAGACAAGUUGGGCAGACCAAUUCCCCAUCUAAUGCUAGCUUGUAAACCUCCUAGUUUUACUCUGAAGAGCAGAACAGCAGAAAAGGUUAAAAUAAAAAGGAUGAUAUGAACAGGACAAUUACUACAAAAUCUUGUAGUUGUUUUUUCAGAGUUUUGUUUAAGUUUAUGUAUUAAAAUAACAGUGAACAAAUGUUAAAUAUAACAUUAUUAUAAUAGUUAAUAGCAAUAUGUUUAUUUAUGCAACAAGAUUAUUUUAGCAGCAGUAAGAAUAAGUGCCAUUUUUCUGUCAUAAAAGUAAUUAGGCAUGUUAUAUGUUUUUGCUUUUUUUGUGUAAAUACCAUGGUGCCAUAGUAUUUUUACGCAAGCUUAUCAUACUGUGAGGAUCUGAUACUGAUACUGAUACUGAUACUGAUAAGGCCUAUGCCGUGUCUGGAAUGAUAGAUGCCCUCUUUGGUCUCUGCCUUUCUGUUGCAAGCUCUUAGCCUUAGUUCCAUGACCAACUAAUGUGGAUUUGUAUUGAAUAAAGACAGCAAAAAGGUUAUCUGCUGCUGGUAGGAUAUUAACUGCUUAUAACAUUUUAAUAGAACCUCACUUUAAAAAUUUUGAACCAUCCCUUUGAAGCUCAGAAUAACUGCAGCUGUAUUUUUUUAAGUGGAAGAAUUUGAAGUCGGGCCUGGAAGCGAAGCUGAUAAUUAUGUAUAUUGAAAGUGAUGCGAUACAGUAAUUUUUUGAAUGCCUUCUCUCAUAAAUGUGUAAUGUAAAAAGGAAUUUUUAAACUGUAGAUUUGAAGUAUUACAGUGGGCGUUUUACUCUAGUUUUAAAUGAUUGAAAUCUGCCUUAAAAGUAUUAUUUUCCAUAGGAGUUGUGACCCGUGAUAUGUACUGUAUUUCAAACCUUUUAAAAGCUGGUUAAAUAUAUUUUUAUACUGUAACAUGUAAGUGCCUUCAAAAGAUUUCAAGACUGAAGGGUAAGUGUGGUGGGCUCAGAGGUGGAGCUGUGUAUGUGCUAACUGUGAUGCUCAAGAGAGUCGGUUGUAGGUUCAAGAUGUGGCAAAGGAUGAGAAAAAGAUUAAAGCCCCUCUAUUAGCGGUUGAACUGGCAUGGCGGGUGUUCGCUUCGGAGCAGUUUGCUGGACUAGCUUUUCCAGCUGGCAAUAACAACCCCACUGUGGUCUGUUGUCAUGGAAUAUCAACAUAGAUGUUAUGUCUUCUUUCGAUCCACACAACAGAAUGAAAUGCUUACGAAACUUUGGACCUCACGCUUUGUUUUGUUUUCCCUUAUAAUUUGUUGUGGUUGUGUUUAUCCAAGAAGACAUUGGGUUUUGUCUAAAAAAAAAAACCAUACACAGUUGCUUGCAGUAUUCGGAGUUGUAUUGGUGCAUUGCCGUGUGUGGAAAAGUAACUAAAGGCCAACUGUUCAGUUAAAAGGGCACUCCAGAGAUUUAGUUCUGCAGGUCCACAAAGCUGAAAGGCUUAAUACUAAUUAACAAAAGCAAAUGUCUUACUCACUGUUAGUUAUUUGGAAUAAACUCAACAUCUCACUAAUAUGUUUUCCAUAUGGUCACAUAACAUAAUCCCUUAUAAACUACCCUGCCUGUUAAAAGAUGACAUCACACCUGGCAUUAACUUGUGUUUUUGGGAUGAUUAAAUCACAUAUGGUGAGUUCAAAGUACACCCACUCCUGCCUGGCAUUAGAAUGUGAUAUAUUCUGACUUCUUUGCUAUACACAAGUAAAAGCUUACAGGCUAUUUGUUUGCAAAGACCAGAUGUAUAUUUUUUACCAGCUAUUUGCCUUAGUGCACUUUUCAUUCCUCCUCUGCUCAUAAUGAAGUGCCUAUGGAAGUUGGCAGCUCAUUGUGGCACAGAACUAGUUGCUCAUUGAGUGCAAAAAUGCAUUUGGCCAUAUGUAGAUAUAUGGAUCUGACUGCAUUCCCACUACAUAUGUAAAUAUCACUUAUGAUUGGAUCUCCUGUGAGUGCCAGGUGGUCUCAAUGGU
Molecule: messenger RNA, 4851 nt
Organism: Girardinichthys multiradiatus
Lineage: Eukaryota; Metazoa; Chordata; Actinopteri; Cyprinodontiformes; Goodeidae
Gene: zcchc24
Product: zinc finger, CCHC domain containing 24
Exons: 4
Coding region: 260-979 (239 amino acids)
Molecular function (GO): zinc ion binding; nucleic acid binding
Source: RefSeq, a predicted model, not a curated record